CUUCCUAUCUGAUACAAAACUUAAUUAUAGGGAGCUACUAUAAAGAUAGUCUGUUAUUGCUAUAUCAAAUUCAAAUACAAAUAAAAAUAUAAAUAAUGAAGAAGUAGUUUAGAGAAUACUUAAGCACUAUUUUAGAAAUUAUGGAGGAUAAGCCAUCCUUUUUGAUUCCAAAAAUUAUUUAUUAUGCUAUCGUCAUUAUAUAUUUUAACUAAAUAGCUGGAUACUUGUUUUCUACUCAAGAAAAAAAGGCUUUAAAAGAAGAAAAAGCAAAAUUUAUAGGUAGAGUCAAUGAAUUGUCCACAGGGACUUAUUUACUUUAUUAUAAAGGAGAAGAUUUGUUAACUUUACUUUUUUUUGGAAUAUUUUAAUUGAGUAUGUACUUCUACUACAUUUACGUUGGUGUUUACACUUAUUUAAGAAAAAAGAAAUAAUUAUGGUUUUCAAAAAACAAACGGAUUUUCUAAAUUGUAAAUCAAUACCUCAAUAUUUUUUUUACAUUUUAUUGGUGGAUAUUUUUCUCUCCAUAUUUGGAAAUAAAUAUCACUAUGCUGAGUUGUAAUAAUUAUUCCUUCUUGAAAAUUAUGAGAAAUAAAAAUUGCUCUAACGUAAGCCCUGUUAUAUUUGUCCUUGGAUAUAUUGGAUUUUUCUUUUCGAUUGCUACAGCUACAGUAGCUAUAUUUCUAUUCAGGAAUAAUGAAUUUGGGAGUAAAGAUUACCUAAGAAGAAAGUUUAACUUUAUAUAAAUUUUAGUUUUAGUAUGUCGUGCUUCUGUUAUAUUUCUUUACUAUUUAAAUUUGAAUAAAAUAUUGUUAUUUAAAGAAAUAUUGAUGUGUUUUUUAAUAUUGCUAAUGAUAGUAGAUAUAUACUUAUAUAAACCUUACUAUAAUUAAGACAUAAUGAAAAUGUACUCUUGUUGUGUGGCAGCAUUUACAGUUGGAAUAAUUACAAUCAUUAUUUUGAAUGAAACUGACUACAUUUAUGACACUGAUGUAUUUUAUUACUUUGUGCUAUAUUUGGUCAUUCUUAGCUCAGCAUUUAUUGUAUUCUUAAAUUUUUCAUAUGAAAAAAUUAUAAGAAUCAAUUCAACCAAUUUCAAAGAACACUACAAGAAGAUAGAUUAAUACUUAGAAGAAAUAUUCAAUCUCUUAGAAAACAAUAAAAAGAGUGAAGAAGCAUAAUUUAGAUUGUUCGAAGUGUUAAUUUAUCAUAAAUAAUUUUGCUAAAAUUACAAUUGCUAGUGUUAAUAAACUUCCUUUAAAAAUACUGAAAAUAGCAUAAUAAAAGAAGAUGUCUUAAAAUUUAUUGAGAGCAUGUUUUUAUUUAGUUUGAAGUAAAAAUAGGUUAGGGAAAAUCAAGAUUUGUUUGAGCAUUUAUCUCUAAAAUACAUUUCUUUUAUAGCAAAGUACAGAAAUAACCCUGUAAAAGCAUAUUAUGAGUUAAAGUAUUUAAUGUCGUAGCAUACCAAUCAGAUAAGCUUUUAUUUUGAUUGUAUUUAAAAUAUUUUUUCAGCUAGAAUUGAAGAAAUGAUUUUACUUCACUAAUAAAACAAAUUGAAAGAAUUAAAGGAUCAAACACAAGUUUAUUCAACCAGAAUUGAUGAAGAUAUAACCAAACUAGAACUUUCUGAUUUCAUUUAUUCAGAUAAAAUUAAAACCAAAAUAUUACCACUCAUCUCAUAAUUUGUUGAUCUAAAAGCUAACCUUUAUGAAUAAAUGAGAGCUGGCUUUGAAAAAAUAUCUUUGUUUGGAGAUAAAAUUACACGCAUGAGUAAUAUUGCUACCAAUGUGACAAUUAAAUUAAAAACGUAUUUAGGUAGUAAUAUUUCUUUUAGCUAUUAGACAAGUCAAGGCAAAAGGACAUCAUAAAAUGUUUAUAUUUUAAAAAUUCUAUCUAUCUAUGAGGGUAUUGUUUUAAACAGGAUUUAAGAGUCAACAAAAUACGAAGAAUUGAUUUUAGAGUUAAAAAAAAGAGAUUAUCUUUUAAAUUAAGCUGUACUUAAUACCUUAAAUAUUUUGAAAGGUAAUAUAUUAUCUGUGAUAGUCAGUUACUCGAAAGAACGUGGAAAGAUUAUAAGUCUAAAUAGUAAAAGAAUCAAUAACUUUUUUGGUUAUUCAUAAAAUACUGAUUUAAAUCUUUAGUAUAUCGAUUAAUUUAUGCCUUAAUUUUUAUAGCAAAUCCAUAAUAGCUUAAUGCAAAAUUAUAUCAGGCGAAGCUACUCGCCACUAAUUAAAUAAAGUCAUUUUAGCUAUGCCUUAAAUAGCGAAGGAUUUAUUUUCCCAAUAAGUAUUUCUGUAGAAAACAUUUUUGAAUAUAGAGAUGAUUUUUGUUUAUAUGGAUCUAUUUUGAAGCUAGAAAAUGCUAAAGAGUUAUUUGUAAUUAAUAUUAAAGGAUAGAUUCUUGGGUUAACCCAAUUAAUUUAUGAAGAUGUUUUCAAAACAGCUGAAUAAAAUAAAAGCUUCAAAUAAAAAAAGAUAAACAUAGAUGCUUUUGAUGUUAUGCAAAAAAUAUCCUUUUACAUGAUUUUACCUGAAGUAUCAGAUAUUAUAUUAAAGCAUUAAUAAUAAAUUAGUGAAGAAGAAGGGUUAGAAAAAUUUGAUUUGAAUUCUUCUAUAGAAACAAUUGCUCAAAACCAAUAAGGAGUAAUAAAAAUACCUGAGAGUAUUUUUGAACUCCAAAACCAGUUUAAGGCAAAUCAAUAUUUUAUUUCAGAAAAAAGUAAAGGAUUAUCUUAAACUUCUCUCUAGACUUCUAUCUUUUAGCAUUAAGAUACAGAAGAAAUAAUUGAAUUAUAUUAGAAUUUCUAUAAAGAAAAUUUGAUUGAGUGGAGCAAAGAAAGUUUAGCUUCAGAAACUAAAAUAAAGUAUAAUAUAAUCAAAUAAUCCCUCAAGCAUAUGCAAGAUAAGAAGAAAAUUACUGAAGAAUUUUACAUAAUUUAAAUUAAUGAGUCAAGUCGUAUUACUUCUGAAAUCGAUAGAAAAGAUAGUCUUGAAAUAAAUUCCCCUAAAAAGCAAAGAAAAAGAAAAGGAGAUGCCCUAUCUCCACACAAGGCUUUCACUAACCGAAGAAUAUCAUUUUAUGAUGUAUUUAAAUUAGCAACUUAACAGUAAUCUAAUUAGAGAUUGAUGAUUAAUUAAGUAAAUACUCCUAGUAAUUCAACGCUGUAAGGUACUCCUUAUAUGAGAAAGAGAAAGUUACAGACAGAGUAAGAAAAUGAUCAUUUUAAUUAAAGUUCUACAAGUUUAGAUAAGCAUUUAUCAUAAAAUUUAAAUUUAAGCCCUGAAAUUAAUAAUAAGAUCGGAGAAAGAAAAUCAAGAUAUCUUUCGAGUUUCUCUCACUUAUCAGAUAAAAAUCAUGUCAUAUCUUAGUAAAAUAUUUAUGGUGUCGAAAAGAGUUUAAUCAAUUUAAACAAUGAGACAUAUAUGACUUCUAAUUAGAAUAUUGAAUUAUCCUCAAAAAUAGAAAAUAAUAAACUUUAAAUUUCAAAGAUUACUAAUAAUAUUCAUAAUUCUAGCCAUAGCUAUGAAGUUCUAAGCCCAUUAAAACGUUUACUAGGGCCACAAUUUAGUAAAGAUAAUAAACCAAUAGUGAAAACUGCUUCUAAAGAUUUUGAACCUAAAUUUUCGAUUGAUGAAUCCGAAAGACCUGAUGAGGAAAAAAUCAAAAUAAAAAAUUUAUUUUUACAUCAAAAUAGCUUAGCUUCAUCCUCGCUAACAGCAAAAUCUCCUUCUCCUAAGCCAAAACUUAGUCUUUGGUAACGAAUAAAAAAUAAAGUAUCAACAACAAAUACUUAAUCUAAUUUACAAAGAGGCAUUGCUUUGUUUUUAAAAGAAAGGCAAGAAGCCUUCAACGAAGAAAAAUAAGAUAAAAUUUUUUAAAAUCCCGAAACUAUAAGCAGUAAUAUAGCUAUGGAUAUGGAAUAUGAAGAAGAUGUAGUUGAUGUAGAUCAAUCUUCAAUUACUAAAAAAGGAACAACCACUGUUAGAAAAAACGGCAAAUCAACUCAAGAACCAAAAACUAAUAAUUAAAUAAGAUCUUUUUCUCACAUCUCAUCACAGAGUUCUAAGAGUUAUGGUGUGUACCUAUUCUAAAGUAUCGCUUAUUCGUUUCACUUGCCCAGCAUAUUUUAUAAAUUAAAAAUAUUUUUUGUUUUCUUUAUUAUUAUAUUUAUUUCAUUGCAAAUUGCUCUUAGCCUUGGAAUAAUCACUUAAUAUUCGAAGUUAAAGGAUGAUUUAACUUUCAAUUAAAUAGCUCUAAUAGAUGAUACUUCAGUAUAAAUUUAAAUAUUAAACUCAAUAAAUUUAUAUGCUAUCCAAAUUGGAUUAAUUAGUGGAUAAUAUUCAACUAGUGUUUAAAAUUAAAUUACUAAUAUUUCAAAUAAUUAUGGGCAAAUCUUUCCAAGAAUACUUCAAUAAUAUCUUAAUUUUUAAUUUAGCUAAAACUCAUUGUAUGAUGUUGGCAUCUUUUCUUUUAAUAAUUAGCAGAUGGAGCGCAAAUCUUUAGCAGAAUUAAAAUACUAUAAUUUAAACAGUGUUACUCAAGUGCUUUAAUUAGGCAAAAAUUCUAAUAAAUUGCAAAAUGAUUAAUUCUUUUAUUUAUCUAAAAACUCUAUAAUAAAUUAAAAUUUAGAUAAAUCUUUACUUUCUAAUUCUUUUAGUAACUUUAGAGACCUGUCAAAUACUCUAGAUUGGAGAGUUGAUUUCUUUAUUGGUUCAUAUAUAAUAGUAUUCUUCUUUUUUAUCAUCUGCUUUUUCCCAUUUUUAAGGUAAAUAAAUAGCUAUUAAGAGAGAGUACUUAUUUUGAUUGCUAGAAUGACAGAAAGUGAAUGCCUAUAAGAAUCUACAAAAUUAAGCGAUGUACUGAAAUACAUUUAAAGUAAAAAUGAGUAAUGGGUCUAUAAAAAUUUUAUGAUAAGCGAUUAGCAGACUUUAAAUGAAGCUUUAAAGAAAUCAAUAAAAUCAAGUAACUUCCUAAAAACUUAAAGACAGCCAAUUUCAUCAAAGAUUAAGAACUAAAAAAUAAAGAAUUAUAGACAAAUCUGUUAUUUCAUUAUUAUCUCUUUAUUAGGAUUUGUUUAUUUUUCGAUUUUUACUGUGAUCAUCAAAUAAUAUUCAAAUCAGUCAGAUAAAUAUUUGCAUUUCUUUGAAUUCUCUUAAUAAACCCUUCCCUCUUUCAAUAGUAUGCUCAUAGACUGGUCUCUUUUGAUCAACUUUCCUUUAUUUAAAUCUUAAAAUUAAUACUUUCCUAAUCUUGAUAUUGCUCAAUUAAAUCAAGACUAUCAACUGAGUUUCAAAAAUGUUUCAAACUUCUUAACUUAAUUUUAAUAAGAGUUAAAUGAGCUUUCAUCAAUAACAAACUCAAAUAAUGAAGCUAUGAAUUAACUUUACACUAAGAGUUUAUGCUAAUAUUACUCAAAAUAAUAGUUAUGUAAUCAAGUAUCUGAAUAUACUUAAAAGAUAUAUGAUAAAGGUCUUGCAAGCUUAAUUUCAAACUAUUUAUAAUUUUUAAAUAAUAAUGAAUUUCUUUUAGGUAAUAUCCCUUUUUAUCAAUAAUAACAAGUACUAACUUAGUAUUACUCUACAACUUUAUUUACUGAGCUUGUUUUGAUGAAUUAUUUAAACACUACUAAUUUUAUACAAGAAAUAGUCAAUAUAAGUAUCAGUGAUUACAACAAUUUUUAUAGCGAUUUUUAAAAAACUCAUUUACUCUACUUUUUAAUUUUUGGUAUCUUCAUGGUAUUUCUAUUUAUAAUCAUGGCUUUUUCAAUGUAUAAAAUAAACAUUAUGAGAUUAAUGAACAUAAAUUUUGGCUUGACAUGCUUUCCUAAUAGUAAAAUCUAAGAAGAGAGUACAUUGUAAAUGUUAAAAUUCAUAAAAAAAAUAUGA
Molecule: messenger RNA, 5882 nt
Organism: Tetrahymena thermophila SB210
Lineage: Eukaryota; Ciliophora; Oligohymenophorea; Hymenostomatida; Tetrahymenidae
Product: transmembrane protein, putative
Exons: 8
Source: RefSeq, a predicted model, not a curated record